GAGAGGAGAGUCAGCCUGACAACAUGAGAGCUCUGGUGCUGCUGGUGCUGCCUGUGCUGCUGGUGUGCCUGUCGGUGGGCUGCCUGGCCCAGAAACCCCGGCCAUGCACCUCCCCGCCGCUGCUGACCGGUUCUCUUUCUGUGUCCACCCAGAAUGAGAAGCUGGGGGCCUUUGCCAAAUACACCUACGAUGCUCUGGAACAGAGGAUCCGCCUCUGGGAGUUUGGAUCCUACAACAACAAGACCUUCCACCUGGACGUGCUUCUGCUCUACAAAUAUGGUGUGAUGUACAAGAUCAACUACAGGAACCAGACGUGCUGCAAGAAGCACCUGCACCGAGGCUUCCACCCGCUGGCCGUCCCGCAGGACGCCUCCCUGCUGGGCCAGGCCGUGCUGGGCAGCUCCUCCGGUCCCGGCCAGGGGGUCCUGGUCAACACCUGGACCGGCCAGCUGCACAUGAGGAACACGACAGUGAAGUACAUGAGCACCGUGACGGAGUUUGGCUGCGUUCCCGUCACCACGCUGGUCCACAGCAGCAGGGAUGGAUGGAUGAUCACCAGCUUCUUCAACAAUGUCAUGGGGCUGUCUGAUCCUCAACACCUCAUCCCACCGCGUUUCUGUGAUGACGCCAAGCUGGAAGAAGAGGAAGGGGAGGAGCCGGCCACCUUCUACAGCUUCUUCUAGGAGAUUCUCAUGGAUCUGGCUCACCUGGUGAAUCUUUGCACUGACCUGUCACUUCCUUCAGUCCUUGAUAAAGAAACUUUAAGUGGAUGAAAUCUUUGCCGUCAGCCUAUCUGUUACUCGUUUGUGUAUAAAUCAAGCAUUGUAGAAUUUGAAUUGAGUGCAAUAAGUACAAAAAUGCUCAUGUUUUUUUUUUCAUCAUGUAUGAAUAAAUGCUCCAAAACUUUUUGAGACGUCAUAAAUGAUGUCAGCUUUUGUCAUGGCAACACACUGUGAUUGUGUGGACCUUAAAUGUCUGUUUCUAUAAAGCAUCUCAAUAAAUCAGAGUAUCAUCAAAUA
This is a messenger RNA of Poeciliopsis prolifica (blackstripe livebearer), 1019 nucleotides long. RefSeq names its product ependymin-like. Bases 24 to 683 code for a protein of 219 amino acids. The record is from RefSeq and is a predicted model, not a curated record. Lineage: Eukaryota; Metazoa; Chordata; Actinopteri; Cyprinodontiformes; Poeciliidae. Gene Ontology annotation, cellular component: extracellular region; lysosome. The transcript is spliced from 6 exons. Gene Ontology annotation, molecular function: calcium ion binding. Gene Ontology annotation, biological process: cell-matrix adhesion.